Molecule: messenger RNA, 1814 nt
Organism: Prorocentrum cordatum
Lineage: Eukaryota; Dinophyceae; Prorocentrales; Prorocentraceae
Source: the annotation of a GenBank genome assembly
CUUGUCUUGGUGGUUACCCAUGCGGGGCCCCUGGGACUCGACCCCUUCUUCGGGACCCGCUUGUCACCCCGAGUCGCUCGUCGCUCGUCGCGAACUUCUCUUCCCGCCCUGAGUCUUCGAGAGCCUUGGAGUUCUCGUGGCCCUCGUCGCGGCCGGCCGCGAUGCUGGCCGCGGCGGCGGCGUCCGGGCCGCGGCUGCGGCGCGUGCUGGUGGUGAGCGCUCCGGGGCUGGAGAGGUGCCUCGAGCGGGAGUUGCAGGUGCUGGGCGUACCAGGGCGGCUGGAGGCUGCGCCUGGCGGCGUCAUGGUGCACGGCACGGGCGAGUCGCUCUGGCGCGCCGUGAUGGAAAGCCGCGUCGCGGAGUCGGCGCGGGUGCUGGUCGGGGACCCGUUCCACGCGCCCACCAAGGCGGCGCUGGACGCGGGCUUGCGGCGCCUGCCGUGGGAGGACUUCCUGCCGAUCGCCCCCGCGCGGGCCGCGCAAGCGGAGGCGGCGGCGGGGGCCCGUCAGGAGCCAGUGGAGGCGGACAUCGUGGUCUCCUCCGACCGGUCCCGCCUCUACCACGAGCGCAUGGUGCGUGAGCGCGCGCUGGACGCGGUGGAGCAUCGACGCCGUGCGCUGCUCGCGGAGGCCGCGGCCGCCGCCGCCGCCGCCCCAGCGGCGCGGGGCGCUGGCGCGGCCGCUCUCGGCCCUGCGAGCGACGCGGGCUCCGGCGGCGCUGCGGCCAGCGCCGGCGGCGCUGCGGCAAGCGCAGGUGGCCCUGCCCGAGAUCUGGGAUUUGAGGGCGCCGCGGCUGGCGCCAGCGGGGCCCGCGCGCAGCCCCGGCGGCAGGCCGCGGCGACCACCGUCCGGCUGCGCCUGCGGCACGACGAGUGCCAGGUGAGCGUUGACGGCUCCGGGCCCCUGCACAUGCGGGGCUACCGGAAGGCGGGCGGCGAGGCCCCCCUGCGCGAGUCCCUGGCGGCGGCCUGCGUGAUGACGUCUCCGCUGCUGCGGCGGCUGACCGCGGCCCUGCACGGCGGGGAGGAGCUGGUGCUUUGGGACCCGUUCUGCGGCAGCGGCACCCUAGUCCUCGAGGCGCUGGCCGCCGUCCUCGGGCAGCCGCCGGGCGACCGCGGGCGGAGGUAUCCGUUCACCCGGUUCCCCUGCCACGGCGAGGAGGAGGAGGCCUACGGCGGCCUGCUGAGCUCCACCUGGCGUCCCCAUCCCGCAGCUGGCUCGCUGACGCUGCAAGGGACCGACCGCAGCCAGGAGCAGAUUGACCGGGCCACCCGGAACCUCCACCGUUUCAGGCGGCGGCUGUGGCGAUCGGACGACCCCGGCGUGGGCGCCGGUUGUGGCGACGUCGGCACCGAGGUGCCGGCGCGCAUCGCGGAUGGUGGCGCGGACUCGGAUUUCCCCUGCAGGGUCCAUUUCAGACAGGGUUCCCUGACCAAGGUGGCCAGUGAACUGGCCGGGAGACCCACCAUUACCAUGAUCCUGACCAACGUGCCUUACGGCGCCUGGUCCGGCGCCAGGGACAGCCGCAGGAGCGCGGGCCAGUCCGAGGCCGCCGAGGCCCAUGGGCAGCUCGGCAGGCUCCUGUGGCAGCAGCGGGCAGACUGGCGCGGGGUGUUCUGCCUGGUGGCCAGCGCCGAGGACUUUCGGAGGCACACCGGCCUGGAGUGGACCUCCGAGCUCCGCUUCCUCAGCGGCGCGCGCUGGCUGUGGCGGGGGCCCGCGGACCUGCUCCAGUGGACGGGGCGCCGCAGCCCGGGCGCGGGCGGCGCCGCGCCGCGGGGCGCGGGCGGCGGCGGCCGCCGGGCGGGCCGGUGA